This is a messenger RNA of Magnolia sinica, 799 nucleotides long. RefSeq lists its product as uncharacterized. The transcript has 5 exons. Lineage: Eukaryota; Viridiplantae; Streptophyta; Magnoliopsida; Magnoliales; Magnoliaceae. The coding region runs from base 3 to 551 and encodes 182 amino acids. The record is from RefSeq and is a predicted model, not a curated record.
UGAUGGCACCAGGUGGGAGAGUACGUCGUUCGCGCACAGGAUCUACCCCUUCUACUCGUGAAGUGACGGAGCCAGUAUCGCCGUCACAUAUUGCAUCGCAGGCGUCUGAUCCCUCAGUCGCGCAUACACCGGGCACUGCAUCAUCAUCGACUAGCCGACGAGGACGUGGACCCACGCGUGGGUUGCUUUUAGAGCGACUUACGCGUGAGGGUAGGGUGACGGUAGAGUUCCCACAGGACUGCAUUAGACCUGUUGGGAACAAUGCCAUGUUGUUUACGUCGGAGGUCGGUGUUUUAUGCCGAUCUCUGAUCCCCCCCACCACUCCCCGUUGGGGGGACGUGACAGAUGAUGUGCGGCAGCUCAUCCGUCAGCGCCUUCAGGAUAAAUUUGACUUGGAUUUGAGUGUUCCGCACAUCUCUCAUGCCGUCGACGACAUGAUGAAGGAGCGGUUCAAGGAUUACCGCAGUAAGUUACACCGGCAAUACAAGCGGUGCAUGAGCCACGAGGAGGCCGUACAGUCCGCACCGCUGCACGUGACUGAUGAGGACUAGCGGAUACUCUGCGAUAGGUUUUCGUCUGAUUCUUUUCAAAAGAGGAGCAAAAUAAAUUCUGACAAUAGAGGAAAGUUAGAAGUGAACCACGUAGCUGGUUCAAAGUCAUUUGUACGACUUCGUCACGACAUGCGAGAUUCCGUCACUGGCCAGGAGCCCGGACCAGUAGACUUCUACAAAGGGACUCACUGUCGGCAGUCGACAGGAUCUUGGGUACAUCCUAGAGCCAGCGAGAUUUGGAUAAAGAU